AUCCAUUUCCAGCGGCAGCACACCAACAAUUACACUCUCCCCUUCUAUCCUUUGAGCAUCAAACUGUAUGCAAAAAUUCUACAGAAAUGGAGCGAGGAAAAGAGCAAGGAAUGGUGGUGAUGCCACAACAAAACCCACUUGAACAGUUGCAAGCAAAGUUCAAGGAAUUGGAGAACAGUUUCAGGGGAUGGUUAGCCAAGCAGUCCUUACCCGUCGAGGCCGCCGUGGUUACCACCACCAGCGCCGCUCAGGGCGCUGCCAUCGGUGCUUUCAUGGGUACCCUCACCAACGAUGCCUCUCUUCCAACUCCUAAGGCUUCCCUCGACCCUCAAGCCAUGGCUUCUCUCAAGCAAGCCCAGGCUCUAUCAGGAGGUCCCUUGGUACAAGCUCGAAAUUUUGCGGUGAUGACCGGCGUCAACGCCGGAAUAUCUUGUGUUAUGAAAAGAUUGAGAGGGAAGGAGGAUGUCCAAUCUAGCAUGGUGGCGGCUUUUGGUUCCGGGGCCAUGUUUUCCUUAGUGAGCGGUAUGGGUGGCCCAAAUCAGAUUGCAAAUGCAGCUACAUCUGGUCUUUUUUUUGCUCUUGUUCAAGGCGGUCUUUUCCAGUUGGGGCAAAAGUUUUCUCAACCACCUGCUGAGGAUGUGUACUAUUCCAGAACAAGAUCCAUGUUAAGUAGUCUCGGCCUGCAGAACUACGAGAAGAAUUUCAAGAGAGGCUUGUUAACAGAUAACACGUUGCCUUUGCUCACCGAUAGUGCACUUAGAGAUGUGAAAAUACCACCUGGACCCCGGCUCCUUAUUCUUGAUCAUAUCCAGAGGGACCCAGAGUUUAAAGAGAAGCAAGGGAGACGAUGGUGAGCUAAUAUCGCCAAACCAUUUCAUCGUCCAGAAAUGGGAGUGGUUCGUAUCUUCUCCAACGAAAUGAUUUCUCCUUUUUAUUUCUUGCUGUUCUUAGCAACCAAUUUGGAUAAACAUGGUUGUUUAGAAUUCUUUAAACAAGUUUCCCCUAGCUUUAAAUGAUUUAAUUAGUUUCAAUUCUUGUUAUAAGAUGCCAUGCGCACGAGCUUGAGACAUGAGUGCAGUAAUUUUGGUA
Hibiscus syriacus is the source of this 1089-nucleotide messenger RNA. RefSeq names its product chloroplastic import inner membrane translocase subunit HP30-2-like. Lineage: Eukaryota; Viridiplantae; Streptophyta; Magnoliopsida; Malvales; Malvaceae. Gene Ontology annotation, molecular function: protein binding; transmembrane protein transporter activity. The transcript has 6 exons. The record is from RefSeq and is a predicted model, not a curated record. Gene Ontology annotation, biological process: protein targeting to chloroplast; protein insertion into mitochondrial inner membrane. Gene Ontology annotation, cellular component: TIM22 mitochondrial import inner membrane insertion complex; chloroplast inner membrane. The coding region runs from base 87 to 854 and encodes 255 amino acids.